AUGAAGGGAAGCGACUGGACAGCCUUUGAAACCGAGCCGUUGCCCCCAGCCAACUGCCGGCGCGCUGAGCUGGCCAUCUACGACGGGUACCGGCCGGUGGGCCACGUGCGGGAGGCCAUGAAGGUGUUCUGCGGAGACCUCCACUACUACCGCAACCAGGCUGACAAGGAGGUUCUCAGCGAGAGGAACAGACUCCUCAUCACUUUCAGAACGGGCGAGGCUUCAGAAAACAACACGAAGCUGGCCGGUUUUCUCCUCGUGUGGACGGAGGUGUCUCUCACCACGCCAGGCAACUGCAGCAGGCAAGAGGGCUUCACUUGCCCGAGAUCCGUGUACUGCGUGGGCGUGGCGAGGGACGGUGGCUGCCUGACGACGGCCAACCUGUGCAUCCACCGCGGCCUGGUGUGCGACGGCCAGCCCAACUGCUCCGCUGGCGACGGCGCCGACGAAGCCGAGUGUUAG
This is a messenger RNA of Penaeus indicus, 462 nucleotides long. RefSeq lists its product as uncharacterized. Lineage: Eukaryota; Metazoa; Arthropoda; Malacostraca; Decapoda; Penaeidae. The record is from RefSeq and is a predicted model, not a curated record. Gene Ontology annotation, molecular function: protein binding. Bases 1 to 462 code for a protein of 153 amino acids. The transcript has 3 exons.